Messenger RNA from Didymodactylos carnosus, 1806 nucleotides. The record is from the annotation of a GenBank genome assembly. NCBI's taxonomy places the organism in Eukaryota, Metazoa, Rotifera, Eurotatoria, Philodinida, Philodinidae.
AUGAUCAGGCACGUACAAGAUGUAGAACAACGGGAAGAAAUACAAAAUAUUUUGUGGAAGCAUGGUAAAUUAUUCGAUACUACAACGCCAUCCGUUGUUAAUACAACGCUGACACAUGCUAUCGACACGGGAAACCAUCGUCCAUUAUACACACCCCAAUACAGACAAUCACACAAAGAUCAACAAAGACUUUCAGACGAGACAGAUAAAUUAAUCAAACAAGGUAUAGUUGAGAACUCCACGUCUCCAUGGUCAAGUCCAAUUGUAUUGAUAAAAAAGAAAGAUGGUACAACACGCUUCUGUGUAGAUUAUCGUCGAAUUAAUGAAAUAACAACAAAAGAUUCGUUCCCGUCACCGAGAAUAGACGAGAUAUUUGAUCAGUUGGGUGAAGCGACAUAUUUCACAAAACUGGACUUUAAAUCUGGCUAUUUUCAAAUACCAUUAAAUAAAGCAGAUCGACCAAAGACGGCAUUUUCAACGAGAGACAAACAUUUACAAUUUACCGUUAUGCCUCAAGGAAUCAUUAACGGGCCGCCAUCCUUCCAGCGUAUUAUUAACCAAAUUCUUGGUCCAGCAAGAUGGAGAUAUGCAUUAGCAUACAUUGAUGAUAUAAUAAUUUAUUCAAGAACAUUGAAAGAUCAUAUAAUACAUUUGGAACGCGUACUGGAUACAUUGGACAAGGCUAAUUUUCGAUUAAAUGUAGGAAAAUCAGAAAUUGCCAAGGAGGAACUCGGCUUCCUCGGCCAUCAUAUUAAACAAGGAAACAUCCGACCAAAUGCCGACAACAUAUGUGGUUUAUUGAAUACCCAAACACCCACUACUGUCGAAGAAGCGUGCCGUUUUCUCAAAGGUGCAGACUAUUAUCGUAAAUUCAUUCCACAAUUUUCGAAAAUAGCUGAUCCAUUGUAUAAAUUUGUUUCAAAGAAGAAACAGUCUAGUUCAAAAAUAACACCAAUUACACUGACGAAGGAAGAAGAAAACUCAUUCAAUGAGUUAAAACAUAUAUUGACGACGGAUCUCGUCCUGCAUCUCCCGAACAAUCAAUUGAGAUAUAAAAUCCAAACGGAUGCUUUAAAAAUGGGGAUCGGUGCAGCAUUAUUGCAAACUUAUCCAGAUGGAAAAGAACGACCAGUGGCAUAUUUAUCGAAAAAAUUCACUCCGAGACAGCAAAACUGGUGUACAAUUGAACAAGAAUGUUAUGCGAUACUGAAGGCGAUUGAACAAUGGCAUCAAUAUGUAGAUGGCGUGGAAGUUCAAAUUCAAACGGAUCACAAUCCAUUAAAAGCAUUGAAUAAAAGAGCACAGAAGAGCACGAAAUGUGAGCGUUGGCGAUUGAAACUAGAACAAUAUCGUUACACAAUUGAUCAUAUUAGAGGAGACGAUAAUGCAAUGUCCGAUUAUUUGUGCAGAUCUCCCGUCGAUCAGGGUGAAGAAGAUCCGGAUGAUUAUGUUCAAUUGAUAUCAACGGCAACACGAACAGAAGACAUUAUUGCGAUAGAUACGUCAACACCACAAAUUGUGGCGGCUGUAACAACUUGUGCUCAAGCAAACAAAAUACUAGAGAGUAAAGCUCCUCAUGUACGAGAUGAAGAGCCAGGACAAACGAAAAUUACAUCAAAAAUAGCUCUUCAUGUACCAGAUGAAGAGACAGACAAUAAAAAUAAGCAGCCAACAACAGUAAAGAUCGAUGAUAAUAUGAUUAUUCUAUUUACAGAGGAAAUUAUACGUGAACAACAACGUUCGGAUAACCACAUACAACAUAUCGUAACCAAUAUAAAAAAUAUAACAAGAAAUUCGUUAUCCUAA